Molecule: messenger RNA, 3184 nt
Organism: Mandrillus leucophaeus (drill)
Lineage: Eukaryota; Metazoa; Chordata; Mammalia; Primates; Cercopithecidae
Gene: CLASP2
Product: cytoplasmic linker associated protein 2
Exons: 19
Coding region: 220-2412 (730 amino acids)
Biological process (GO): mitotic spindle assembly
Cellular component (GO): cytoplasmic microtubule; spindle microtubule; mitotic spindle
Molecular function (GO): microtubule binding
Source: RefSeq, a predicted model, not a curated record
AGCAGUCGUAUUCCUCGACCAAGUGUGAGUCAAGGAUGCAGCCGGGAAGCUAGUCGGGAGAGCAGCAGGGACACAAGUCCUGUUCGUUCUUUUCAGCCACUUGCCUCCAGACACCAUUCCAGAUCAACUGGUGCCCUCUACGCCCCCGAUGUGUAUGGGGCCUCAGGUCCGGGUUACGGGAUCAGCCAAUCAAGUCGACUGUCGUCUUCUGUUAGUGCCAUGCGAGUCCUGAACACAGGUUCUGAUGUGGAGGAGGCGGUAGCAGAUGCCUUGCUCUUAGGAGACAUACGGACUAAGAAAAAACCAGCUCGAAGAAGAUAUGAAUCAUAUGGAAUGCAUUCAGAUGAUGACGCCAACAGCGAUGCAUCUAGUGCUUGUUCAGAACGCUCCUAUAGUUCUCGAAAUGGUAGUAUUCCUACAUAUAUGAGGCAGACGGAAGAUGUGGCAGAAGUCCUCAAUAGAUGUGCUAGUUCCAAUUGGUCAGAAAGGAAGGAAGGCCUCCUAGGUCUGCAGAACUUAUUGAAAAAUCAGAGAACACUAAGUCGAGUUGAACUGAAAAGAUUAUGUGAAAUUUUCACAAGAAUGUUUGCUGACCCUCAUGGCAAGGUAUUCAGCAUGUUUUUGGAAACGCUAGUGGAUUUCAUACAAGUCCACAAAGAUGAUCUUCAAGAUUGGUUGUUUGUACUGCUGACACAACUACUAAAAAAAAUGGGUGCUGAUUUGCUUGGAUCUGUUCAGGCAAAAGUUCAGAAAGCCCUUGAUGUUACAAGAGAAUCUUUUCCAAAUGAUCUUCAGUUCAAUAUUCUAAUGAGAUUUACAGUUGAUCAGACCCAAACACCAAGCUUAAAGACAGUCAAGCCAGCACUUCGGGACCAGCUUCACUCUUUUUGGAGCUCCAAGGUGAAGGUUGCUAUCCUUAAAUACAUAGAAACUCUGGCCAAACAGAUGGAUCCAGGAGAUUUUGUAAAUUCCAGUGAAACUCGCCUAGCAGUGUCUCGGGUCAUCACUUGGACAACAGAACCCAAAAGUUCUGAUGUUCGGAAGGCAGCACAGUCAGUACUGAUUUCAUUAUUUGAACUCAAUACCCCAGAGUUUACAAUGUUAUUAGGAGCUUUACCAAAAACUUUUCAGGAUGGUGCUACGAAGCUUCUUCAUAAUCACCUUCGAAACACUGGCAAUGGAACCCAGAGUUCCAUGGGGAGUCCUUUGACAAGACCAACACCACGAUCACCAGCUAACUGGUCCAGUCCUCUUACUUCUCCUACCAAUACAUCACAGAAUACUUUAUCUCCAAGUGCAUUUGAUUAUGACACAGAAAAUAUGAACUCUGAAGAUAUUUAUAGCUCUCUUAGAGGUGUCACUGAAGCAAUCCAGAAUUUCAGCUUCCGUAGCCAAGAAGAUAUGAAUGAGCCAUUGAAAAGGGAUUCUAAAAAAGACGAUGGCGAUUCAAUGUGUGGUGGUCCUGGGAUGUCUGACCCAAGAGCAGGAGGUGAUGCCACUGACUCAAGCCAAACAGCUCUUGAUAAUAAAGCUUCAUUGCUUCAUUCAGUGCCUACUCACUCCUCUCCACGCUCUCGAGACUAUAAUCCAUAUAACUAUUCAGAUAGCAUCAGUCCCUUCAACAAGUCUGCCCUCAAGGAAGCCAUGUUUGAUGAUGAUGCUGACCAGUUUCCUGACGAUCUUUCCCUAGACCAUUCUGACCUAGUUGCAGAGUUGUUGAAGGAGCUGUCUAACCAUAAUGAGCGUGUAGAAGAAAGAAAAAUCGCCCUCUAUGAACUUAUGAAACUGACACAGGAAGAAUCUUUUAGUGUUUGGGAUGAACACUUCAAAACAAUAUUGCUUUUAUUGCUUGAAACCCUUGGAGAUAAAGAGCCUACAAUCAGGGCUUUGGCGUUAAAGGUUUUAAGAGAAAUCCUAAGGCAUCAACCAGCAAGAUUUAAAAACUAUGCAGAAUUGACUGUCAUGAAAACAUUGGAAGCACAUAAAGAUCCUCAUAAGGAGGUGGUGAGAUCUGCCGAGGAAGCAGCAUCAGUGUUGGCCACUUCAAUUAGUCCAGAGCAGUGCAUCAAAGUGCUUUGUCCUAUCAUCCAAACUGCAGACUAUCCAAUUAAUCUGGCUGCAAUCAAAAUGCAAACAAAAGUGAUAGAAAGAGUGUCCAAGGAAACCCUUAACCUCCUUUUGCCAGAGAUUAUGCCAGGUCUGAUACAGGGUUAUGAUAAUUCGGAGAGCAGUGUUCGGAAAGCUUGCGUCUUCUGCCUGGUGGCUGUUCAUGCAGUAAUUGGUGAUGAACUAAAACCACAUCUCAGUCAACUUACUGGCAGUAAAAUGAAGCUACUGAAUCUUUACAUCAAACGUGCACAAACGGGCUCUGGAGGAGCUGAUCCCACUACUGAUGUUUCUGGACAAAGUUAGUGAAGCUCAUCACAGCGAACCAGGUCUCUCAAAAGAAAGGACAGAUAGACCACCCUCAUCAAUGAAAGGAAAUUCUCAAACACAUCUUUUGGAACUUACUAUUGUUUCCCAGUUUUAGUUUUUUGUUUCGUUUCGUUUUGUAUUUUCUGUAACAGAGGACUAUCCUCAGUCUGCAUGUAACUUUUAUGAUAGUUAUUCCAAAUUCAAGAAGAAGCAGUAUUAACAUCAAUUGAUCGAUACAAAGUAAUUUUUAAUCUAAUUCAUCAUUUCACAUGUUUGUACUUUGUCUUCCCAUUAACCUUUGCCAGUGUUAUGAUUGUAUAAAUUUUUUUAAAUGCUGGUUAAACAGGAAUGCUUAAAGCUUUAAAAGUUUAACAGUCUAAAACAUUUUUGCUUUUAUUCAACUGCAGAAUAAUAUUUUUAUUGCUACUUUGAGUUUUGUUCCGUAUCAUGUCCUAUGCUGGAAAUAUUUAAAUGAUGUGAAACAAAGCAGGACUAAUUUGAACUACCGCUGGACUCUGUUUGUGUGAUGGUGAUACAUGUCAUUAGUUGCAACUUCUUUGGGGUGAUCUAUAGUUUGAAAACUAAAACCUCAAAGACAGAUGUUACAGAAUCAGCCAGUUCUAUAAAACUGAUAUCGUCUGUUGGUUAUUGAUCUUGCCAUCUUUAUUUAAAACCAUGUCCCUUCUAUGAUCCCUUAAGAAAGCUGCACCAAAUCAUCUGCCUGUGUUUUCUUGAUACUUACUGAAAUAGAAGGUUUUAUUGCAGGGUU